GAGCGAGCGAGCAGGCGGGCGGAGCGUCGAGCGCGAGCAGCCAGGGAGAGAAAAAAACUGCGGCGCAGAGCUGUGGGCAGCAACAAGAGCGGCAGUGGAGUCGUUGAUAUAAACAAAAAUCAAACCCCUCGGAGAUAUCCCUGAUUAGGGACGCAGGUAGACAGAGGGAGAGAAGACAAAAGCUCCAGGCCCUGAAGUGAGGGAACGACGCUAACCAAUUGCCGUCUUCUCCUUCCCCGUGUAGGUUAUUACUGGAAACGCCAGGAUUAUUCUGAAAGAGCAAGGAAAAGCAUUUUUUUUCGGUUUGGCUGCAGAGGAUGAAAAGAAAUAAGAAUAUUAACUCAGCUUGCCAGUUUUACUACAAUCAGCUCUGAACUAUAAAAAGUGAAAGCUAAUUGGACAAUUGACUUUCAAUUAACAAAGUAUUUGAAGGAGGGAGAAACAUUUAAAAAUUUUGUUUUGUUGAAUAUUUUUGGAUGUACUGUGUAAAGGUUAGGUUUAGAAUUAUUGUUAUGUUGAUUGUCAACUUUUAGGAUAAAAACUUUUUGAACCACAGUUUCUAAGAGUCACCUAUAAAAAUGGAAAUGAGAAGAUUCAAACAAAUGGUCAGACCAAAUUUGUAAAUGUGAACAUUUAUUGCAUUUACAAAUUCCAAUAUAUAGACACACUGCUUUUCUAGUUCUAAUUAUGUUGUAAUCAAGUCUUAAGCAGACAGUAAAAUUAUCCUUUUUUGUAAUGUAAUUUGUUUUCCCUCUCUGUGUCAUUUCAUUGAAAACAUUAAUGAGGUGAGCAAAGUUCUUCCUCCUCUCAGUUUAAAAAUAAAUUAGCUGGGUAAACUCUAGGUUUAUUUCUAACACUUGGAAAAAGCAGAAAGUAAAAUGAACAGCUGAGGGUUGGAUUGAGGUGCAGGCGAGCACAGAGUGCUGCUUCUGGUCCUGAGUGACCAAAUCACUCUUGCCAGCAUUUAUCAGUCUGUCUUGGUGAGCAGAAGAAACUUCAGUGCCGGAAAAUCAAAGCUGAGGGCCCAAAGAGCUCUGCUUGGAGGAUCCUGGCCAUGAGGUUUGAUACCUCACUUCGUUGACUGGAAAACACUGGACCUAAAUGGCGCAGCAUGACUUUGUACCUGCUUGGCUUAAUUUUUCAACAUCUCAGUCUUCAGCUAAGUCUACUACUACCAGUGAGAAACAUGGUGAUCAUUUUGCCCGGGGGGAUGGUCGAUUUGGUGUGAGUCGUAGAAGACAUAAUUCUUCAGAUGGGUUCUUUACUAAUGGUGUACUCCGAGCUGCUGGAGGUAGGAAAGAUGGUUGCUAUCAACCUUCAUUACUUCGUCAUGAUUCUGUUGAUUCGGGGGUAUCUAAGAAUGUUCAAGUUAACCUUGCUGGAAGUCAGGGUUGGAAGGAGAAUGCAGCUUGGCACAAUGUAACUAGAGGUCAUGAUGUUGUCAAUCAGCGUGGGGGUGGUGGUGGCCAUAGGCACUGGAAUGGCAACUUCCACAACCGGAAAAGCUCAGGAUUCCAGGACAAACCACCAGUUGAGGUCAAGGAAGAGAAAAAGGAAGAAAAGGAUGAAAAACUUCAAUUUGAAGAGGAAGACUUUCCGUCCUUGAAUCCUGAUGCUGAAAAGCAGCUGAGCCAGAGCAGACCUGUGAGCACACCUGCAGGAGUAUGGGAAAAUCCUCCAAGUGCCAAGCAGCCUGUUUCCAAGAUGCUGGUCAUCAAAAAAGUUUUGAAAGAGGAACCAAUAUUCUCAACAAGCUUUUCUUCCUCAGGAAAUCAUCUUUCAAGUGGCAACAAAAACACUGCAAGCCCAAGUGUUUACAAAAAUCUGAUACCGAAGCCUACAGCUCCUCCCACAAAGCAAGGUCCAUGGAAAUCUACUGGAAGGGAGAACAAACCUGGCUUGCAUUUCUCUGGCCAAGAUUCAGCAUUCACAAGCCCUAUUGCAAUGAUCAAACCUCCAGCACAGUUUAGUAGCAGUUCUUGUCACAUCUCUCCGAAAGAGACUCCUUCAAGCACCACUCCUCCUAUCGAGAUGAAUACGAGUCGACUAAUAAAAAUGACUCGUGUGAAGACUGACAAGAAGAGCGAGUUUCUGAAAGGAUUAAAAGAUGACCGGAAUGGUGAAAUCUCAGAACACAGAGAUUUCAACAAAUUAGAAGACUGUGUUCAUGAUAUUCCAGAGCACCAGGAAAAUGGAAAAGCAAAUGGUCAUCAGCAUAAUCUCUCCUUCUUUGGUCCAGAAAAAAACUACCUUUCCAGUUCUCUUGAAGCAGAACAUAGAUUAUUGAAAGCAAUGGGUUGGCAAGAGAGCCCUGAGAAUGAUGAUAACUUCUCACCUCUGACUGAAGAUGAGCUCAGGGAGUUUCAGGCUAAAAUUGAGCAGCUGAAGAAAAAUGGCUUUAGGAAGAAUGGUUUUCAGUUGAAGAGCCCAUGUACAGCUUUACAUUUUUCCCAAUGGAGAGGCACUUUCAGUCCGGGGCUUCCUGAAGACUCAGAUUCUGAAACUAGCAGUAGUACCAAUUCUGAUGAUGAUGCCUAAACUUGGUACAAAUGGAAUUCACGAUAUAUGUUUUCUUAUAGCUGAAGGACUAAACUUACUAAAGCUCUUUUGGCACAGAGUUAUAUUUUUCCAUGCACAAAGGGAGGUGAUCAUAUCCCAAAGAAGAGAAUUUGCUUGUCAAGCUUUUUUUCUUUUUCCUUUGAUCCGCUGGUCCUGUCGAAUGCUUCGUAGAAUGAAAUAUGUCAAUAAAGAAGAAAGUGGGCAAAGCACAUAACAAGUAAUCAUUUGCAAGGAAAAAAAUGAGUAUUUUUUCAAAAGCUUGGAAAAAAAAUUUGCAGACAAUUAGUAGGAAUAGCAAUGUGAUAGAACAAGCAGUAUAAGAGACAAAUCCAUAAUAUUGAUGAUAAAUUGUCAAAAAUAAUGCUAACUACAUAUGUUUUUCAAUGUUGUGACAUUUUGGAAAGUUGAAACAAACUUUGUCACCAGAGGUUUAUCUCCAUUUCUUUGGUACAGUUGUAAAAUAUUCACAAUAGGAUCUUUUAAGUUCUUCAAACAGCCUUGAUAUUCAGGGUGGAAUGUAAAAUAUAAAUUUUGUGAAAUUUCAAAGAUUAAGAUUAUUUUGAUAACGUUAUUUACAAAUUUAAAAAAGUGGCUAUCACAUAUGAAUAUCUGUAUGAGAAAAACUACUGCAUUAAAAUAACUUGGAAUAAAUAUUU
Molecule: messenger RNA, 3215 nt
Organism: Mobula hypostoma (lesser devil ray)
Lineage: Eukaryota; Metazoa; Chordata; Chondrichthyes; Myliobatiformes; Myliobatidae
Gene: gpbp1l1
Product: GC-rich promoter binding protein 1-like 1
Exons: 12
Coding region: 1102-2538 (478 amino acids)
Biological process (GO): positive regulation of DNA-templated transcription; DNA-templated transcription
Cellular component (GO): nucleus
Molecular function (GO): RNA binding; DNA binding
Source: RefSeq, a predicted model, not a curated record